Molecule: messenger RNA, 2409 nt
Organism: Guillardia theta CCMP2712
Lineage: Eukaryota; Cryptophyceae; Pyrenomonadales; Geminigeraceae
Exons: 10
Coding region: 1-2409 (802 amino acids)
Source: RefSeq, a predicted model, not a curated record
AUGAUGCAGCCAACAAUCGACGGGAUCAGAAGUCAGAAGAACGAGUCGCUCGAGCGAGUUCAGGAGUCGCUGCAGCAGUACCAAGAGCUCAUAGUCACCGACGACAGAGCCAAGGUGGACGACCUACGUUACCGCAUCGACUCUCUCAUCUCCAGGCACGAGGAGUCGCAGACGGCAGCUGACAUGCAGCUGCUGCAAGUGGACUCGGUUGCGGACCGAAGAUUGCGGCGGGUUGAGGACCUGUCCUCCUCCGACGAGAACCUCAACAUCGUGCAGUUCGAGCAGAUGGUGAUGGCGGGGGCAGCCAGCCAUGUAGAGAGGCUGAGGAUGGAGAUGAAGACGUUCUACAGCAAGAUGAUGGAGUCUGUGAUGAAGAUGCGGGCAGAAAGAACCGAUGCGAGCUCGGUACAUGAGGCCAUGGCGGAGAGCCCCGGAGUGAGGUCGGUGGAGCGCCAGAGAUCUGUGGGGCAGAUAGAGAGGCAUGCGGAGUUUGUCACAGGGAAGGAGGAGAAGCUGGAGGAGAGGAUCAAGGUGAUGGAGCAGGAGAACAGGGAAGCGAGGAGGAGGUGCCUUGUGCUGGAGGCCGUCAGGGACUCUGCGAUAGGACAGCUGGAAGAGGCCUGGCAGAGGCACAUUAUACUGGUGAAGCAGCUCUUGUCGGCUCAGCAGGGGGGUCUGGAUCCAGCGACCGAGAAGCUACUUGACUUGCAGCACGAGCUGCAGAAGGAGUCGGCGGCAAAGGACGCGCUCAUCGCACAGCUGGACGCGGACAUGAAGCAGCUGACGCUGGAGAAGGAGGAAGCGGAGGAGAGUAACGCGCAGCUCAAGAAGCGCGUCAAAAGCCUUCGAGCAGCAUCGAGUUUGACCGCGAGGCUGGCGCAGCAGCUGCAGCAGCGAAAGCAGGAGAGUGAAGGGCAGGGAGAGGGAACGGGGCUGGAGCCCUCGCAGUCAUGGAGGAGCUUCGAGGCGCUGGAGAGGAACAGAAACCUGUCGCAAUCGAGCACCACGACUAGGGACCUCAACGUCCUCAGCGCUCUCGACAUGGGUGAAGAUGAAGUUCACGACGACAAGCUCUCCUCCAUCGCGAGCUUCUCCCGCUCCCACCGACCUAAUGCGCCUCCCCAGACCCUCUCGGGACACGGGAGCAUGCACAGCCAGCAACCCACUGCUUCCCAGGUACCGCAGUCGCCUCCGAGUCGAUCCCCUCCCUCCAUCUCGAGCAUCGAGUUCUGGCGGGAUCAGGUAGCGGAAGGCGACCAGGAGCGAGCUCAGAGGUAUCUGGACUACAUCACAGACGCCAUCGUUGGAAACCAAGAAGAACAAGCGGCUGACAUACCCAAGUUGAUCACAAAGAUUCUUUCUCCUGCCAUGGCAGCGCCCGACCACCAGCACAGUCCCGAGGAGAGAGUUGAAGCUGCGCGGGACGAGAAGGUGGAAGCGACUCUCGCUCUGUUCCAGAGCGAUCGAGACGUACAUGUGUACGGCUCGGAGUACUACAAGAGCAUCUGCACCAAGAUGUUUGAGAUAUACAGGCAGACCGACAAGCACACAAUGACGACACGACAGGCCAUAGCGCUCAACUCAAGGCAGGGGCAGCAGCAGCAGAGGAGAGACACGAUUGUUGAGAUCUUCGAGAAGAUGAAGUUCAACCGACAAACGACUUUGAGCUUCCUUGACCUGCUCCUCGAUGCCGUGAGACGGAGCAAGGAACAACCAGCGGAGGAGGAGAAGGAGGAAGGGACAGGCUCUGCCUUGAGCCCCAUCUUAGGGACCUCGAGCUCGGGGACAGCCAGCAGCGAAGAGACGAAGGGAGAGGAGAGGAAGAAGCAGAUCUCCAGGCGCACAACAUGGGGUGGAAUCCGUGCAGGGAGAAACGGAAAGCUGAUGACCCCGAGGACGAGGAGUCAUAACUCGCUUUCAAGCCAACCAGCUACCCCGAAGCUCUCGCCCAGUCGCAGCUCGCAGUUGCCGGUGGCGCUGGUUCCAGACGAAGGGGUGCAGAGGACGGAGAGCGGCAGGAUGGAGGGGCAGCAGAGGCAGGAGGAGCAAGAGGAGCAGAAGGAGCUAGCUGCCAGAGGGUCUCGCUGCUCCGCAUGCUUCCGCUGCCAGCUGAGCUUGACGCAGUUCCUCCUUCAAGAGACGAACCAUCUCCAUGAUGCCCGGAGCUGCUCGGAAGACCAACGAGCAAGGUCGAACCCUCUUACCACCUUGCUCGUCCUUAGCUCCCUUGACCUGAUCCUCUCCAGACGGGAAGAUGCGGAGAUCGACUCAAUCGUUCCCUGCCUCCCCCAGGCCCUCAAGAUCGCAGGAGAGUCUCCAAGAGCCAGAAGAAUCGUCUCUUCCCGAGGACAGAAGCUUUCAGUUCCCGACCCUCAUCCUCCUGUCAUCAUGGAAGAGCCCUCGACUUGA